Molecule: messenger RNA, 3044 nt
Organism: Helianthus annuus (common sunflower)
Lineage: Eukaryota; Viridiplantae; Streptophyta; Magnoliopsida; Asterales; Asteraceae
Product: linoleate 13S-lipoxygenase 2-1, chloroplastic
Exons: 9
Coding region: 22-2772 (916 amino acids)
Biological process (GO): lipid oxidation
Molecular function (GO): protein binding; oxidoreductase activity, acting on single donors with incorporation of molecular oxygen, incorporation of two atoms of oxygen; metal ion binding
Source: RefSeq, a predicted model, not a curated record
ACCACUAAUACGACAUAAAACAUGUUGAACCCUCACCCUACUCCUUCGUUACUCACACUGAGGAAGAAGGCUUUUAUCACCGGAGACAACCGUACUGGUUACGAUUGCGGAAGCCCUACGUUCUUUCUAUCUCACAACACGUUGUCUUUUCCAUUCAAACGUCACAAGAAUGCUCGUUCUCAGUGUCACACUGGAAAUUCAUCCGGCCAAAUCAAAGCGGUCGCUAAUGAACCUAGGACUACCUAUGUGAUCACAACUAUCAACCUCAAAGUUGUGGUUACAGUCCGAUUGACUAUCGGUGGGGUCCUAUCGAACCUUAGUUUGACGAGAGCAUUAGACGACAACAACGAUUUGCUUGGGAAAUCGCUUCUCUUGGAGCUUGUUGCCGCCGAGAUUGACCCCGACACGGGCUUAAAGAAGGAUACAGUUAAAGAUUAUGCGCACCGAACUAGUGAAAACGCAAAUGAUAUAACAUAUUUAGCAGAAUUUAAAGUACCAACGGAUUUUGGUUCAGUUGGAGCAAUUUUGAUUGAAAACGAACAUCACAAAGAGGUAUUUGUGGAAUCUGUUGUAAUUGAAGGACCCUCCACCGGCCCUAUUACCGUCUCUUGCAAUUCUUGGGUUCAUUCCAAGUUUGAUAAUCCGGAGAAACGUGCCUUCUUCGUUGACAAGGUAUCAUGCGUACCAUCAGAGACUCCAAGUGGUCUAAAGCCUCUGCGAGAAAAGGAACUAGCAAUUCUUCGAGGCGAGGGUGCUGCCGAUGUUCCUCGGGAAAAGAAAGAUAGAAUUUAUGAUUAUGAUAUGUAUAACGAUCUCGGUGAUCCAGACAAGGAUCCAGAUUUGGCACGCCCGGUACUCGGCACUAAGGACCACCCUUACCCUAGGCGUUGCAAAACUGGUCGGCCUCGCUCUAAAUCUGAUCCAUUGUCAGAAUUAAGAAGCAAUGAAGUUUACGUUCCAAGGGAUGAAGCCUUUUCAGAAGUAAAGAACCUAACUUUCAACACCAAAACUGUGUUUUCAGUGCUGAAGGCAGUCGUACCUUCCUUAGAGACAACUAUCAUUGACAAAGAACUUGGGUUCCCAUACUUCACAGCCAUUGAGUCUUUGUUCAACGAGGGAGUUAAUUUGCCACAGUUAGAUGACAAUGGAUUUCUUGGGAAUAUUUUGCCAAGACUCUUAAAGUCUUUAGAAGAUACCAAAAAUAAAAUCUUGCUUUUUGAGACUCCUGAGAUGAUUGAUAGAGAUAAGUUUGGUUGGAUUAGGGAUGAAGAAUUUGGUCGCCAAACUCUUGCUGGUCUUAAUCCUUUGAGUAUAACCUUGGUCAAGGAAUGGCCACUGAUUAGUAAGCUGGACCCAAUGGUGUAUGGCCCCCCUGAAUCAGCAAUAACCAAAGAGAUUGUUGAUAGACAGAUCAGAGGGUUUUGCACUCUUGAGGAGGCAAUAGAGAACAAGAAACUUUACAUACUAGAUUAUCAUGACAUCUUUCUUCCAUACGUGCACAAAGUUAGAGAACAGAAAAAUCUGAAGACAACUCUAUACGGAUCAAGAACUCUAAUGUACCUUACUACAACUGGAACGCUAAGGCCAUUAGCCAUCGAGUUGGUUCGCCCACCUAAAGAUAACAAACCUCAAUGGAAACGAGUAUUCACUCCGUGUUGGGAUGCAACGGGUAUGUGGCUAUGGAAGCUUGCUAAGGUGCAUGUUCUUGCUCAUGAUAGUGGCUACCAUCAACUAGUUAGUCACUGGUUGAGAACACACUGCUGCACUGAGCCAUAUAUAAUUGCAACCAACCGUCAGCUUAGUAAAAUGCACCCAAUACAUAAUCUCUUGCACCCUCAUUUCCGGUACACGAUGGAGAUUAAUGCUUUGGCUCGAGAAGCACUCAUAAAUUCAGGUGGAAUUAUCGAAUCAUGUUUUUCACCAGGAAAGUAUAGCAUUGAGUUGAGUUCAGUUGCAUAUGAUCAACUAUGGCGUUUUGACCAGGAAGCAUUGCCAGCUGACCUUAUUGCAAGGGGCAUGGCAGUGGAAGAUCCAGAUUCUCCACAUGGUUUGAAGCUAUCUAUUGAAGAUUACCCUUAUGCAAAUGAUGGUUUACUCCUUUGGGAUAUUAUCAAGGAUUGGGUUACCAAUUAUGUGAAUCAUUACUACCCAGAAGAGAAUCUUGUAAAAUCUGAUGAAGAGCUUCAAGCAUGGUGGACCGAGAUUCGAACAGUGGGUCAUGCAGACAAGAAAGAUGAACCAUGGUGGCCCAUUCUCAAUACACCAAAAGAACUUAUCUGGAUUCUCACAACAAUCAUAUGGGUAGCAUCAGGCCACCAUGCAGCAGUAAACUUCGGGCAGUAUGACUACGCAGGUUACAUACCUAACCGGGCCACCAUAGCCCGGGUCAAGAUGCCAUGUGAAGACCCAACUGAUGAUGAAUGGGAAACUUUUAAACGUAGGCCUGAAGAUGAACUCUUGUCUGCACUUCCUUCUCAAGUUCAAGCCACCAAAGUUAUGGCAGUUUUGGAUGUGUUAUCAAACCACUCGCCCGAUGAGGAAUAUAUUGGGGCUAAAAUGGAGCCAACUUUUGAGGCAAAUCCACAGAUAAAAGCAGCUUAUGAAACAUUUGCAGGGAGGUUGAAAGAGUUGGAAAGAAUUAUUGAUGGUAGGAAUGCGGAUGAGACCCUGAAGAACAGAAAUGGAGUUGGGGUUGUACCAUAUAACCUUUUAAAGCCUUUUUCAGAAGCUGGUGUGACCGGUAUGGGAGUUCCAAAUAGUAUUUCAAUCUGAAUACUCUAUGGUUUGUUAAAUAUGUUUAUGUUAAGUUCAUAAUGAAGGGAAUUCUUGUAAUGAGUGGCGGGUGAUCCGUGAUGAAACUAAAUAAAAUCAUCCGUAUAUGUUAUUGUAAGGUUUGAAUAAGUCCCAAGACAUGCUUAAAUUUAAUUCAUAUUUCUUAGUCAUGCACAACGAUUAUAGAAUGUGUAAAAACGUGACUAGUCGUUUUCUGGUCAACAUCAUCAUUUUCCAAAAGUUCAUACAAUGCGAUCUUGUCAUCUUGAGAA